Molecule: messenger RNA, 567 nt
Organism: Aspergillus nidulans FGSC A4
Lineage: Eukaryota; Fungi; Ascomycota; Eurotiomycetes; Eurotiales; Aspergillaceae
Product: ankyrin repeat domain-containing protein
Exons: 2
Coding region: 1-567 (188 amino acids)
Source: RefSeq, a predicted model, not a curated record
AUGUAUAUCUGGCACUUGCUUGGGAAAUCAGGAGAUAGUGGAUGUUCGGAGCUUGGACAUGGUGUUGUUGACUCAGGUUCCUGGGCUGUCGAUCCUGCUGACUUCUCAAUAGUUGCAAUUAUUGUGGCUAGAUUUGAUGAUCUUGGCGUAACCUACGCGCUGCCAGCUGCCGAUGUCUUUGGGGACAUUAUACGGAAUAUAGGUCUUAAGACAGAGUUUAUGUUGGGGGACAAAAGAACCCUUCUAUCAAAAGCAUUGAAACAAGGAAGGAACGAACUUGUUUGCGAACUUUUGUUAUCCCCAGCCAUGAAUAUCAACUUGCUUCAUAACGAAGUUUUGCGGGUGGAAUCUGAAGGGGGCCAUGAGAAAGUCGCCAAGCUACUGCUGGAGAAGAGGGCUGAUGUCAAUGCUUCCAAUGGAGUUGCUCUGCGGAGUGCUGCAGCACAUGGCCAUGCGAAGAUCGUCCAGCUCUUGUUGGAGCAUGGAGCGGAUGUUAAUGUAUUUCAUGGAUAUUCUCUGCGGUUGCUGCAGCACGGGGCCAUGAAAGGAUUGUCCAGCUCUUGCUAG